AUGGAAUCCAACUCCGAAGCAAUCAACAUCGAAAUCAACAUCAGUAACCUCAACCGCGCCCUCCGCUCCACAUUCGGCGCAACUCAAGCCCAACUCCGCCUCACGAAGAAAGACAAACUCCCCCUUCUCGCAUUAACGAUCCUCGCCUCGGACUGGACAGAAGGAAACAUGGCCCUGGCAACCGGCGAAACCUACCGACAAGACCAAGACGUCGUCGGCGACAGACGAGCUCGCGAGCGCGAAACGCGCAUCACGCAGGAAAUCCCAAUCAAAAUCCUGCACGAGACUGUCGUUGAGGGCCUGCAUGAGCCGCACUGUCCAGACCCAGACGUCCACAUUAUCCUGCCCAGCCUGUCGCAUUUAAAGAGUAUUUCGGAUCGAUUUACCAAACUUGCGUCUGCGGAUCCGAAGGGUCGGCAGGCGGGUAUUGGAGUCAGCCUCCGGGAGAGUGGAAAUGUUACGGGGGCUGCGAAUGUGCUUUCUGCGAAUGCGGCGCCCAAGCUGGAAUUGUCGGCGAAUAUGCAUGGGAAGUUGCGGCUAUCGAUUGCGACAGAUGAUUUAAGGAUUGCGAGUGUUUGGGAUGAACUGGUUAACCCGCCAUUGGAUCCGGCGCAUAUUACACAGGAUCAGUAUUCGCAGUUGCCGAGUGAGCGGAUGCGGGAGGUUGGAGAUGAUGAUGAGUCUGGGUGGGCGAAGGUGAGGAUCGAUGGCAAGGAUUGGAGUCGUGUGUUGAGUGUUGGACGGUUAAGUCCAAAGGUCGUUGCUUGUGAGUCCGUCUGA
This is a messenger RNA of Penicillium argentinense, 780 nucleotides long. Its product is annotated as Hexokinase. The coding region runs from base 1 to 780 and encodes 259 amino acids. Gene Ontology annotation, biological process: meiotic DNA integrity checkpoint signaling; mitotic intra-S DNA damage checkpoint signaling; nucleotide-excision repair. Lineage: Eukaryota; Fungi; Ascomycota; Eurotiomycetes; Eurotiales; Aspergillaceae. The transcript has a single exon. The record is from RefSeq and is a predicted model, not a curated record. Gene Ontology annotation, cellular component: nucleolus; checkpoint clamp complex; site of double-strand break.